This is a messenger RNA of Arthroderma uncinatum, 2448 nucleotides long. RefSeq lists its product as uncharacterized. The coding region runs from base 1 to 2448 and encodes 815 amino acids. Lineage: Eukaryota; Fungi; Ascomycota; Eurotiomycetes; Onygenales; Arthrodermataceae. The transcript has 3 exons. Gene Ontology annotation, molecular function: ATP hydrolysis activity; ATP binding. The record is from RefSeq and is a predicted model, not a curated record.
AUGGACCAUGGGGGAGCUAAUAACGAGUCAGAGGCAUUACGAGCUUGGAAGUCUGCGCUAGACACGAUUUACUACCACAACGCCCAUAAAGUUCCGUUGACAUAUGUCCCCAAAAAUGAUACGGAGCGAGGUCUGCAAGAUGCUUUGCGCGAGUUAGAACUACAGUGCAAAGAAAGAGUAAGCCUGUUAGAGACGUUACGAGAAAGUCGCAAGGAAGCCGGCAUGGACCCUGAUCCAAAGACUACGCCAAUUUCAAAGGGGAAACUAGAAAAAUCACGACCUCCAGUGACUGGACCGCAGAAACUAGGUGGGAGCACCACGGGUUGGAUUGGAGGCGGAACCAUUCCCUCCAUAAGUUAUCCUGAGCUGUCACGGCCGCCGGCUUUGCCACCUCGCCCUACAAUGCACAGUCAGUCAAGCUUGAACUCGAUGACACAAACACCCCAAAGCAGUUCAAGUGAUGUACGUGGGCUAGGGCUGGAUUCCUUGCCAUCGCCGCCUAUACUUCCGGUACCUUCGUCGAGGGACGAUAUGCAUCGGCAGGCAAAUCCGGAGAAGAAAAAGACGUUGCUCACGACUCUGCGUGGUAAGGAUUCAAAAUCAUCAUCAGGAUCGAGCACACCUCCUCGCAAACAUUCGAGGCCAGCUGCUUCCAAAGCAGCAGGUUUGGCUUGGAGCUUUGUCACGCACUCGGGCUCGUCAAAAAAUGCGCAAGCUUCGUCUGGAAACGAGUCCGCACCGUCAACUCCGCGUAAGAGUACAUCAAGUGACUCGGGCUCCCGGAGAGACGCUUUACCCAGUCGACAUUCUAUUGAAGAAACCCCAAUGUCCACCCGAGGGGCUUACCGCUCGGAUUAUUUCUCAGGGCCUCCCUUAACACGGAGAAUUUCGGGAGAUCAUGCGGCUGCAAGCUUGGCUGCUGGUGCUGCCGCGGCAGCCGCUGCUGCUCAAAGACCUACUGAAGGAGAAUCUCAUAACGGUUUCCUCGACCCUUCCCCUGACCUUAAGGCGAACCCAUUCGAUAAAUGGAAGCAGUCGGAUACAAAGCAAGAUACAGGGUAUAGUCCCACUCAGAACGGGAACCACAGGCCGCCAAUUUCAACUAGGAGCUCGACCGUCGAACUCCCGCGCUCUAUCCCAGUUUCUACUAACCCUCAAACUCGCACAAACAAGGCAGUUCUGGAUGACGCUGGCCAAAGACGGGUUGUUAAAACCAACUCUGCUCCAUCCAAACCUAGGCCAAAUGGAAAGGACGUUAUUCGAGAUGUCGAGACCAAUGGCGAAGACUCGCCCACCGAUGGUAGAGCCAGGCAUCUAGCCUCCCAGACUCCGGUGACAGCACAGCGUCCGGUAGUUGGGCAGCAAAGAGUAGUAUCGAAAUCUAAUAGAUUGUCGGUAGACACACCUUCUCAGGAAGAAGUUAGGAACGUGGAUGAAGAUGAAGAUGCGUUAACGAAUGAACUUGGUUACGACCAAAGCUUUGGAGGAGUAAUGAGCAAUUUGCCUAAGGGGGUUGACAGGGAAGCCGCAAAGCAAAUUCUUAACGAGAUCGUAGUCCGUGGAGACGAAGUUCACUGGGAUGAUGUUGCCGGGCUAGAACCUGCAAAGAAAGCAUUAAAGGAGGCCGUCGUAUACCCUUUCCUCCGGCCGGAUUUAUUUAUGGGACUUCGUGAGCCAGCCAGAGGUAUGCUACUCUUUGGACCACCGGGAACCGGCAAAACCAUGUUAGCAAGGGCGGUCGCCACAGAAUCGAAAUCCACCUUCUUUUCGGUUUCAGCCUCCAGCCUAACGUCUAAAUGGCACGGAGAAAGCGAGAAGCUUGUUCGGGCUCUCUUUGUAUUGGCAAAAGUGUUAGCUCCGUCUAUCAUUUUCGUCGACGAAAUAGACUCCUUGCUCUCCUGCCGUUCAAAGGCUGGUGAAGCGGAGGCCUCCCGAAGAUUAAAGACCGAGUUUCUUAUCCAAUGGUCUGAUCUACAACGAGCUGCUGCGGGCAGAGAACAGUCUGAAAAGGAGAAGAAACUAGGCGACGCGACGCGAGUUCUAGUCCUAGCCGCAACAAACAUGCCUUGGGAUAUAGAUGACGCAGCUCGGCGUCGGUUUGUUCGUAGGCAGUAUAUACCACUCCCAGAGGCCGAAGUACGAAAACUACAAUUCCAAAAACUACUCAGUCAUCAGAAACAUGAGCUCUCAGAUGAUGAUAUCAAUGUAAUUGUCAAAGUCACCGACGGCUUUUCUGGCUCUGAUAUCACUGCCCUUGCGAAAGAUGCUGCCAUGGGACCGCUACGAAACCUAGGUGAAGACCUUCUUCAGACACCAAUGGAACAGAUUCCUCCUAUCACAUUCGGGGAUUUUGAAGCCUCCCUAUACUCCAUUCGGCCCAGCGUAAACAAGGAGGGACUAAGUCGAUAUGAGGCAUGGGCAAAGGACUUUGGGGAAAGAGGGGGUUAA